Molecule: messenger RNA, 3475 nt
Organism: Physcomitrium patens
Lineage: Eukaryota; Viridiplantae; Streptophyta; Bryopsida; Funariales; Funariaceae
Source: RefSeq, a predicted model, not a curated record
UAUGCAACGACACCUCUUGCGGAGAAGGAAGACCAAGUCGGUACCGACACCGCGUGAUUUUCUUCGGCAAGGUGGCAGAAUUCUGAGCGAGGUUGCAAGCAGAAGCGGAGUGAAAGAAGGAAAGGAAAUCUACAGCAACGCAUUCAAAAAGCAAACUACCCAAGGGGCAGAAUCACAGACUGGUCUCUUCAGAUGGGCAGAUCAGCUGGGUUUUGUGUCAAAUCUCCGGGCUGUGGAUAGAUUUUCGGCACAGAGAUUUGGGGAGUGAUGAAGAAAGCUGUAAAUUUGAGAACUGGGUUUUGAUUUGAAGUUGCGCAUCCAUCCGUUUUCCACGAGUAGCGGGGACGAAACAGCCACAUUCAUCGCAUGCUAAGAUGAUUUGUACUUUUGGAGGAUCUCUAGGGUUUAUGGGCUGUUUAUCAGUCUAAGUGAUGUAGCCUUGUCGCAGGAGCUGGUUGGAAUACGGAGCUUGUAUUGACAUUGUAUCAUGGAUGAUCAAAUUCAUGUCAAUUUCAUGGCUUUGAAGUAUCAGGGUGUGAAUAAGAAUUAGGAAAAAAAAUAGUUUUCGAGGCAGAAAUCAUGGCAGGGAAAAAAUCUGCCUUCGAAUUUAUGAUGGGGAACGCCCGGAAGGGCAGUUCCAAAGAGAAGGGUUGCCCCUCGGCAUCAUUGGCUGAAAAGGCCAAAGAGGUAAUUAAGGAGUCUGUGAAGGAGACUAUCAAAGAGGAGGCCGAUGAGAAGAUGGAAGACAUUUCGGUGAUGGAUAUUGAUGUGAAGAUGGAGGACAAGAAAGUCAUAACCUCUUCAACCACAGACUCGGUAGCGCCAUCAACCAAGGAGGCUAAGCGAAAGGGUCGGCCUCCGGCAUCGUCAGUAGCAAAGGCCAAGCAGGUUGUUAAGGAGUCUGAGACGGCGACCAUCAAAGAGGAGGUUGAUGCGAAGAUGGAGGAGAAGAAAGUAGUGGCGUCUACAGCUGCCGAAGCGGUCGUGCUAUUAACCAAGAAGGAGACAGAUUUUGACCCUGAAGCUGCUGCAUUCUGGAAGCCGGGGCAACCCGUGCCAUUCUUAUUUCUUGCCAGCGCUCUUGAUAUCAUUUCAGAUGAGUCAGGGAGGCUAGCAAUGACGAAUAUUUUGUGCAAUGUAUUUCGGACGGUUAUUGCAACCACGCCGAAGGAUCUCCUGGCAGUCGUGACCUUGUCAGCAAAUAGGAUUGCUCCAGCUCAUGAGGGUGUGGAGCUUGGUAUCGGUGAUGCGGCCAUUGUCAGAGUCCUUACUGAGGCGUAUGGAAGAAAGGCUGACCAAAUUAAAGCUCAGAUGAAGACAUUGGGGGACCUUGGUCUCGUUGCAAAGGCUAGUCGAACUUCGCAGAGGACCAUGUUCAAAUCACAACCCUUGACGUGUGCAAAAGUACUGGAUACAUUUCGCGAGAUUGCUAAGGAUAGCGGCAACCAGAGUCAGGACAGGAAGCGUGGAAGAAUGAAAGCUCUUCUUGUAGCAGCCACAGAAUGUGAGCCAUUAUACCUUGUCCGCCUGCUUCAGUCCAAACUACGCAUAGGUUUGGCAGAGAAAACCGUGCUAGCAGCUCUGGCGCACGCAGCGGUGCUUUCUGAGGUCCCUCGAGUUCCUGCUAAUCAGCUGACUGCUAGGUUAGAAGAGGCGGAAGAAAUAAUGAAGGAAACCUACUCAGUGCUUCCUAUAUACGAAAAGAUUAUAAGCGCAAUAUUAGAACAUGGUAUCCGCAAGCUACCUGAAGUUUGCAAUUUUACUUUGGGUAUACCUGUUGGACCUAUGCUAGCUAAGCCUACAACCGGGGUUUCUGAAGUUCUCAACAAAUUUCAGGACAUGGAGUUUUCAUGUGAAUAUAAAUAUGACGGUGAAAGAGCUCAGGUACAUUAUCUGCAAGGGGGCACAAUUGAGAUAUACAGUAGAAAUGCUGAACACAACACUGGGAAGUUUCCUGACAUCGUUGCAGCAAUGCCCAGGUGUAUGAAAACUGGAACUGAAACAUAUGUACUUGAUUGUGAAGUAGUCGCUUACGAUCGAGAGAAGAAUAAGAUAUUGCCCUUUCAGGUUUUGAGCACCCGAGCUCGAAAAGGGGUCGUGUUGAGCGACAUCAAAAUACAAGUGUGUCUUUUCGCGUUUGAUCUUCUGUACCUGAAUGGCCGUCCAUUGUUGAAGGAGCAGUUGAAUGUUCGAAGAGAGUUGCUGUACUCCUCGUUUCAAGAGAUACCAGGAGAGUUUCAGUUCGCAACUGCAAAGAACUCAAAUGAUUUGGAGGAGAUUCAAAAGUUUCUAGAAGAUGCUAUAAAUGACAGUUGUGAAGGGCUAAUUGUGAAGACAUUGUCAAAAGACGCAACUUAUGAACCUGCUAAGCGUUCGAACAAUUGGCUCAAGCUCAAGAAAGAUUACAUGAAUACUGGAGGUGGAGAUUCCUUGGAUCUUGUACCGAUUGGAGCGUUCUAUGGUCGUGGAAAACGCGUCGGUGUUUAUGGCGCGUUCUUGUUGGCAUGUUACGAUGAAGAUCGGGAAGAGUUUCAAAGCAUCUGCAAAAUUGGAACGGGAUUCACAGAGGCUGUGCUGGAGGAACGUUCUGUGACCCUGAAGAAUCAUGUCAUACCUCAACCGAGGUCCUAUUACAGAUAUGGGGAGACAAUUGGAGUAGAUGUUUGGUUUGAAGAUGUUGAGGUCUGGGAGGUGAAGGCUGCUGAUUUGAGUAUUAGCCCUGUCCAUCGAGCAGCUGUGGGAUUGGUUGAUCCCAAUAAGGGGAUUUCGUUGCGUUUUCCAAGGUUGAUGAGAUUACGGGAAGAUAAAACGCCUGUUGAAGCGACUUCAGCACAGCAGGUCGCAGAAAUGUAUCGAGCUCAGAAGAUCAACCAUGGCCAUGGUGGAGACGCCGACGAUGACGAUGAUUAGCAUUCUUCAGUUAAACUCAUCGCUAACGGCUAAACAAUGUUGUGCUGCCUACGGGCUGUCAAGAGACCAAGUGAUCAGCACACGUGAACGUUUCGAAAAAAAACUCCAGCAGCAAUGCGCAGCAAUGGAACCUCAGCAUACUUAUCAAGGGAGCAACUUGCGUAACAGUGGUGAUGAUAUCCUGCGAUGCUGCCACAUCAAAGCAAAUGUCCUCGGAUAGAUAGAAUGCCUACAUAUUAUAGCUUGGGACAGAUCCUCCAGACGAACCUUCUGAAUUCCUGACACGUCUAUUUUCAUGCAAUUGAAAUGCUAAAGUGUAAUUAGCCUGAAUUGUUUCUCUUGAAAGCUGCUUUCAAACUAGAUUCCUACUCUGUGGAAGUAGACAUUCUAGAAUGACACUCUGUCAUUUACACACAGGAAGGUGUCGAUGCAUGUGUUAUUUUCAGCCAAACAGAAAGCACUGUAGCUUCAUCAGCAGUUGGGGUGUUGCAUAAAACGCCAGAUUUUGGAAUGAACCAUUUUCAACUGACACUAUAAACAACUCUGUGUUCCUGGAUCUUCCGGA